Rubroshorea leprosula is the source of this 1118-nucleotide messenger RNA. The record is from the annotation of a GenBank genome assembly. Lineage: Eukaryota; Viridiplantae; Streptophyta; Magnoliopsida; Malvales; Dipterocarpaceae.
AUUGGCGACCUGAAUGAAACAUUUCAAAAUCUACGCCGAGCGUAGAUGACAUUAAAUCCGUUGAAACGUACAUUUGUUGUAAAAUCGGACAAAUUCCUAGGGUAUGUGGUAUCCAAGAAUGGGAUUGAGGUGAACCCAGACAAGGUUGAGGCUGUGCAGCAGAUGGAACCCCUUAAAACAAUAAAAGAUGUACAACGUUUAACAGGUCGUCUCGUUGCUCUGCACAGAUUCAUUACUAGGUCAGUAGAAAAAUGCCUUCUGUUCUUUAGAGCUUUGCGAGAGCCCAAGAACUUUCAAUGGACUGAUGAAUGCCAGCAGGCUUUUGAUGAAUGCCAGCAGGCUUUUGAUGAACUCAAACAAUACCUAGUAUCACCACCCUUGCUCUCCAAGCCUAUUAAAGGAGAGAAGUUAUACUUGUAUCUGAGGAUUACAGAUGAGGCAAAGCCGGAACUUUCUAGUCGGCUAAUUGGAUGGGCAAUUGAGCUGAGUGAAUACGACCUCAAAUUUCAACCGCGCACAACCAUUAAAGGCCAAGCCCUAGCAGAUUUCUUGGUGGAGUGUCAUCCAACGGUUGUAGAGGAGGCCACACCGUCAUACCCGGUAUGGGCUUUGUACAUAGAUGGGGCCGCCAAUGUUGAAGGAUCAAGGGUAGGGGCAGUAUUAAUGGGCCCAGAUGGCUUCAAAUCCAGGCACACCUUGAGAUUCAAAUUUCAAACAACGAAUAAUACUGCUGAAUAUGAAGCACUCAUUUACGGUCUGAAGUUAGCGUCCAAGCUGAAAGCGCAAAGCAUAAGAAUCUUUAGUGACUCCCAACUCGUAGUGAAUCAAGUAAAUGGAAGCUGUGACAUCAGAGACCCUCAGCUCAAUCGUUACGCCUCUAUGGUCAAUAGGAUCAAAUCAAGCUUUAUCUCGUUCCAGAUUGACAAGAUAUUGAGGGCGGAUAAUCGACGAGCUGAUGAGUUAUCGAAGUUAGCUUCAUCACAAGACAUCAAUCCUCAGAGGACAACAUUUGUUGAAGUACUUGAUGCCCUGAGCUAUACCAACCUAGCAGUUGAGUGCCAAGUACUAAGUACAAAUCCCUCUUCACCGACCUAGACUACACCCUUGAUUAAUUACUU